Molecule: messenger RNA, 1449 nt
Organism: Drosophila busckii
Lineage: Eukaryota; Metazoa; Arthropoda; Insecta; Diptera; Drosophilidae
Exons: 2
Coding region: 83-1414 (443 amino acids)
Source: RefSeq, a predicted model, not a curated record
UAAUAACAAAAAUAUUUAAGCUAAAAACACGCACACAAAAAUCAUUUUUAAAUUUACACAUUUACACAUAUUUUUAAACAAAAUGAGUCGUUAUGCUGUUAAUCGCGAAGCAAAGAAGUCGUUGGGCUGGAGCAGCAUGCGCGUGGACAAGGAUGCGCAGGAUUUGAUACGCGGUGUGCUUGACAAGUUGAGCCUGGAGGAGCAAGUGGAGGUGCGACGCAACAGCGAAGAGCUGCGCGAGACUUUGGUGAGUCUGUGGCGCGAGAAUUGCAAGCACUUGGAUUUGCAGGCGCUGCAGUCGCAGCUGCUGGAUCAGUCGCUUAAGCAGUUUAUGCGCCGCAUGCGGCGACAUUUUCGCAGCGUCAGUUUGCAAGGCGCGCAGCUGCAGGAGCAGCUCAAUUUGCUGGAUCGCUGUGGCAUUAAGGAGCUGCCGAAUGUGCGACAAUGUUGCAUUGCCUGGAGCAGCAGCAAUCGAGCGCUGAGCAAUGUUACGCAAUGGCCGCUGCAUGCGCUGCCCAAGCUGCUGAGCCGACUGCGCAGUCUGGAGCUGGAGCUGCCGCUGCAAGUGAAGUUUGUAGAGCAAUUCACUGAGCUCAAGCAUCUGACGCUGCAUGCGAGUGUGAAUGAGCAUAUACUUGGCUCUAUAUUCACUGGUUGCAAGUGCUUGACACGCUUGAAACUGCUGGGCGAGCAGUAUGAGAGCAUUGCAGGCAUUGCAGACUGCAAGCAGCUGCGUCAGCUAACGCUGCCUGUGGCAAGUUUCAAUGCGAGCAGCGCAUUUGAAAUACUCGAGCUGCCGCAGUUGCAAGCUUUGGAGCUGCUGCUGACCAAAGCUGAUGCUGAGGCUAUAAUGGCGGCUGCUACGCUGGUGUUGCAGCAACGCGCGCAGCAACUUGAGUACUUGCAACUGAAUGCGCAGCGCAUGCAGCAGGCAGCAGAUUGGCUGCCACAGCUGCAGCUGCGGCGCUGCAAGCAGCUUGAAACGCUUGCGCUGCUCAAUUGCCAAUUCGCUGCUGCCAAUCUGCAUGAGCUGUACUUGCCACACUACUGCAGCUCGGCCAUGUUCAGUCACUGCCAGGAUAUGCAGGACGAACAGCUGCUGGACUUUGUGCGCAGCAGCGCGCAGCUUACGCAGCUGCAUCUAAUCAACUGCAGUCAACUCACAGGUCAACUGCUCUACGAUCUUUACAAGCUGCGCGCCAGCAAACUCUGCGAGCUGUCGCCGCUUUGCUUGCAUCUACGCGAUUGUCCCAACAUUGAGGCAGAGUUCCAGCUUAAUUUCUUGACGCAGUCGGUGGUGCAAUUGUCGGCGGCGCCACUGGAGCAGGAUCAGUCGACGCAGCAGCAGCAGCACAUGCAGUUCUGCUUCUUCACACAGCCAAGCGUAGCUGCCAAGUCACAGACCAAGUUAUAGUUAUAAAUGCUUUUAGCUUUGCACUGUCAUGUAAA